Salmo salar (Atlantic salmon) is the source of this 5097-nucleotide messenger RNA. NCBI's taxonomy places the organism in Eukaryota, Metazoa, Chordata, Actinopteri, Salmoniformes, Salmonidae. The record is from RefSeq and is a predicted model, not a curated record.
AGUGACAACACUGCCCAUGCUCUCAGACGACAUAAUAAGACAGAUACAAUGUUGCGUCCUCUAACUAUCUCUAUGCUAUGUAGGCCUACACACACAGCAUAGCACGUUGGUGGGUGUGAAAACUGCGGGCUGAAGUCUACAGCGGCGCUUGCCUGUCAGUGCCAGUGACGUGGAAAGGCAGAAGUCAAGCAACUUCUGAUUUCUCAAGACAAUAGACGAUUCGAAAUAGGUUUUUAUUGUCGACUUGGCUUCGCGGGCAACCUUUAAAAGUGGACCUUAUUGCGCCAGCGAACGAAGGACGUGGCUUCACAGGGAGAGGGGAAAAUGCAAAAAAGCUUGCCAGUUUAUGACAGUGAUGGCUCAACAUUUGCCCCUCUGGUGGUCAUCGAGUUGGUUUCGGAAACCAAAGAGGAAGCCAUCACAUGGUUACUAAACAGGGUCAGAGACAAGCAGCAAGAUGGAGGGGCUGAGCUGCUGGUGGAGCAGCUGACUCCAGGGGCCCAGGGCACAGAGAAGGACAACCCCAAUGUGUAUGUGGUGGGGGCCUCCUGGCAAAGGCUCCUAUACGGAGCUGAGGACGUGGGCCUCUUCAAGGAGUUCAAGGACGGCUCCAUGAGAGGCUUCACGUAUGCCAACAAGCACAACUUCAAAGAGUUCCAAGGUGAUGGGGACGGUUUUCUGAGCAUGGCAGAGUGUCAAUACAUCAUAAAACAUGGACUGGACAACCUGAGGGCUAAGGAUGAGGUCCACGUGCCUGGAUAUCCAAAGAUGAAACUGUAUCCAGGGAAGUCAGUCAUACGCAGAAUGCAAUCAAAGGGGGUCCUUGUCCAAGUUUUCCCUCUGCAUGAGAAGGAGGAACUCAAGAGGCUUUCCUUUUCCUGGUUCAAAAAGAUCAAGUUGUCCUUCCAGCCUCUUGAUGACAUCAGGCACUACUUUGGUGAGGGUAUGGCACUCUACUUUGGUUUCCUGGAGUACUUCACCUUGGCCCUGAUCCCCAUGGCCCUCAUAGGGAUACCAUACUACCUCUUCGACUGGGAGGACUACGACAAGUUCACGGUGUUCGCCGGCUUCAACCUGGUGUGGUGCACAGUGAUCCUGGAGUUGUGGAAGCGCCUCAGCGCUUCGCUGGCGUACGGCUGGGGCACCCUGAGCAGGAAGAAAGCCUUCGAAGAGCCGAGGCCGGGCUUCCACGGCGUCUUGGGCGUCAACCCCGUCACGGGGCGGGCGGAGCCACUCUACUCAAACGCCAAGCGUCAGCUGAGGAUCUACCUGGUGUCUGUUCCCUUUGUGCUGCUGUGCCUCUACCUGUCUCUCUACGUCAUGAUGAUCUACUUUGACAUGGAGGGCUGGGCCUUGAUGAUCCAUGAUGAGGAGCCUACCUUCUGGACGGGACUGCUACUUUUUAUCCCCAGUAUUAUCUACGCUGUAGUUAUAGAGAUCAUGAACCUCAUAUACCGCUAUGCUGCAGAGUUCCUCACUGGCUGGGAAAACCACAGGCUUGAGUCAACAUUUCAAAAUCACCUGGUCCUUAAAGUAUUGGUGUUCAACUUCUUCAACUGUUUUGCCUCCCUAUUCUACAUUGCCUUUGUGAUGCAGGAUAUGGUGCUUCUCAGACAGAGUCUGGCCACGCUGCUGAUAACGUCUCAGAUCCUGAACCAGAUCAUGGAGGCCUUCCUGCCCUACUGGCUCCAGAGGAGGAGGAACAAGAAGGCCCAUAAGAGGAUGAUAAAAACCAUGGAAGACAAGGAGCUGCCCCUCUCUGAGCAGGUCAAGCUGGAGGCAGACAUGAGCACCUACCUGGGAACAUUUGAUGACUACCUGGAGCUGUUCCUGCUGUUUGGCUAUGUCAGUCUGUUCUCCUGUGUCUACCCUCUGGCCGCGGUGCUGGUGGUGCUCAACAACGUCACAGAGGUCUACUCGGAUGCCUUCAAGAUGUGCAAGGUGUUCAAAAGACCCUUUUCUGAGCCUGCAGCCAAUAUAGGGGUGUGGCAGCUUGCCUUUGAGGCCAUGAGUGUGAUCGCCGUGGUGACCAACUGUGCCUUGAUUGGCAUGUCCCCCCAAGUCAAGUCCUAUUUCCCGGAGUCAGAGACACAGCUCAUACUGUGGGUGGUGGGCUUCGAGCACUUCCUCUUGGCCUCCAAGUUCAUCCUGACCUUUGUGAUCCCAGACGUCCCCAAACACAUCCAGAUCAAACUGUCACGUCUGGAGUUUGAGUCCCUGGAGGCUCUGAAGAAAAGGAGCCAGGCCCAUGGGCGAAAAUGCUGGAGGCCUCGGGGAUCCCAAAAACUGCUAAGUGAUGGAGAGAAGAGGCCGAUCGUUCAGAUACUGACAAGACGAAGAUAGGCUAAACUCCAGAUGGAAGAUGCCUUCCAAACAAAGAAAGAUUCACUUCAGAUGGUUCAAAUAGACUGUUUUCUUUACAACACCAAGCUCAAAGCUUAUUUAUGCAUAAAAUAUCAAAAAGUAGUUUUUUAUAUAUAUAAACGGUUUUAUGGUUUUAUGGUUUUAUGCUCUUAGCCUCUGCCCUGUUGCCAGGUAUUUCUGUUUGGUUUGCGGAGUGUAGUGUAUUACCUGCAGAUGUCUAUAGAACAUUACUGUAUGUGAUUGUUUUAAUCAUGAAGACUAGCCUCUAAACUAAAGAUUCAGAUCAGACCAGAGAACAAGACUUUAUGUUAAUGUCCUCCGUAAACCACUGUUAACAUACAUUUGGUACGUAGCAAUGUAUUUAUAAGGCAGGGCUUGACAUUCAGGUCAAUUUGCCAACGGCACACUGGGCCGAAUGAAAGAAAUACUGGCAAGUUUCAACAUCUGUCAGGCAAGCGAAUGAUGCGCGCAUAAAUUCAAUAGCUAGUGAUUUUAUCUUUCAUUUGGGCUGAGCAAGUAGCCUACAGGAUUCAUACAGACAUUGGGAAGUCAAAUUCAAAGAUUUUUUUUUUCAAGCAAUUAAUUGUAGUUUUCAAGGACCUACAUUUUUAUAUUGAAUUGUCAUAGCCUAUAGAAAAAGAUCCCCCAAACAUGUAAGCAAAAAAAGUAUGCAUAACAACUUAGAAUAAUGCAUGUUUUAUUAAGCCUUCCAAAUGGCAUUAUGCAAUGACAUAAAAAUAUUUGACAUUCUAAAACAUGUCAGAAUAAAGCGGACAUUGCCUGACUAAAUAGACUGUAUGUAGAUGCUCCCAACACAAACACACUAAUGAAGUCUGUGGCAGCUAGUCAGUCUCACCAUUUGAAAUGUUGAAGAGUUAUUGAGGGGUUAAUGUAUCAUGUUUUAAAACAAAGUGAGCAAAAAUCGGGUUCCUUUUGUAAUGGAACGAUUUGUAUGGAAGGUGAAGCCAACAUUCCCCUGGUUGUCCUGCUCAUAAUAACUGCACGUGGUUUUACCGCAAAGAGAGCAACAGACUAGCGCGAAAAACAAAUGAAAGCGGAUAGAUCUCGCACAAAAACUGAUCAGAAAUUAUAAUGAUAUAAUAAUUAUAUUGCAGUAAAACUUGUAAAUCGGCUACCUUCAAGGACUUUUCUAGGACCAAAUAGCCCCGAAGAAAUGUCCGAUUAUCAAGUUUUGCUAUUCUAUGAUGACAAUUGCGCAAAGCAAAUAUUCUACAAAGACGGAACUUUUUAUUCCUGGUUUGCAUACCCAUUCUUGCCUUAGCAUUUAUUGGUAUUUAUCAUAACUUUGAAGAUGUUUCCUACAGCAAUCGGUCUUCAGUGAGCUGCUCCACACAACAAUCUCAAACUCGGCUUAAUGUGUAGUUUAUGGCGCGCGUGUGUAAAAUGAUCAAUUUAACGAACUCACAGCUUCAGGAAUCCUUUAUUACAUUGCCUAGAUUAAAUAUAGCAUUUUUACAAUAUUUUUUUUCACUGGCCCAAGUGGCCACUGACCGGGAUGAUCAACUGGCCCGGAGGGUUUCCAAAACCUACCCGGGCCAGCGGCCAGCCCUGAACGUCAGGCCCAGGUUAAGGUGUUGGAUAAUAGGUCAUUGAAGGUGUAUGGAUGCGGUUGAGGGUAUGCUGUGUUACAUAGACUUUUCAUGUUCAUAUGGCCAUUAUGGAAUUGGUGGAGGCGGUUCAGUUUGAGAUAGAUGGCCUAUGGUAAUUAUAUCCUGACAGUAUUCCACCAACAGAUGACAUGAAUUACUUUUCAAAAAUAGGUUUUCACAUUAGACAGAGUUUUAGACCAACAGCUUUGCUUAAAAGCCACUAUAGUCAGUUAGGGGCAGGGCUACAUCCAGUAUCAGUAGGUCUGUCAGAGACAUUAAGUAGAACUACUUUCAAAAUGGAGGACUAAACACGUGAAAGUCUUAGGAAUUCUGGCAUAAUGAUGUGCUCUAUAGCAUUGAGGUCCUUGAAACGUUUACAUAGUAUUGCCAGAGUAUAAUAUAUGCCAUUAAGCAGACACUUUUAUCCAAAUUGACUUAGUCAUGCAUACAUUUUAGUAUGUGUGUCCCCAGCAGGAAUCAUACCCACAAUCCUUGGCGUUGCAAGCGCCAUGCUCUACCGCCUGAGCCACACAGAGCCACACAUCCAGGGUAUUAUCUGAUCCAUAGUGAUACUACACAUGGAGAUAGGAAAGAUCUAAUUAUCUAUGGUGAUGCUUCAGUAUGCUACAGAGAAAUUGUAAAGACUGGAAUGGAAUUAAUGGAACAUAUUGAACACAUGGAAACCAUGUCUGAUUCCAUCCAUUUCAAUGAGCCCAUCCUCCUAUAGCUCCUCCCACCAGCCUCCUCUGUAUCAUACUGAAGCAUGGUAGGCUACGUAAUGUUAAAUACUCCUCACAGCCUGCAACUAUCAUGGUCAUUGUUACUCAGUCUAAUCAAUGACUGUCAAUCAGAAGUAGUGAUACUUAAUUGAAAUGAAUUGAUUUCUUUUUAAGUUGUUUAUGCUAUUAGUCCAUACGCUCUUGAAGACCCCCCUCAGAGCGGGCUUGUGCCUUUGACAUGCGAUGCUGUCAAGAUUUGUUUUAUAUGCUAUUUACUGUACAUACACUCACUACAGUUUGCAAUCACAAUAUCACCAAGUGUAUAAAAAUGGUUCAGAACAGCAUUAUUGAAACCAAACAAACCUAGCAUCCCUUUCCCCAAAUAAAUCUAUACAAAAAUCUUU